AUGAAGACUAUCCGUCGGAUCUUGACAACAGCGUUGGCGCUCUCGUUGGAGCUAUGCCAGGGCCACGGACUAAGCUCCAACACGACAAUUGACCGCCGCCAGACAGGCGGCGAAUCAACGUAUGGGGAAAGAGCUGUCAUGCAUGUGUACCGCGGCGAGAUACGGAGAACCCCCGAGCAGGUGAAACAAGACGGCGGCUUUUAUUCGCGAGGCGUGCAGAGAAUACUUUCCGGCAACCCGCCUUCUGUGGAGGAAUUGGAACUAGGCAGCAGCCUAUAUCGCCAUGCCGCCGGGGACACGGCUGAAUUUACACGCUACGUCUCGACAAGUACUGAUCCCGGUGUGUCACUCACAUUUGCCGUUGAUGAUGAAAGACCAACUGGAAAGGGAUACAUUUACAAGAUUCACGCCAGUCAAAGAUUGGUCGAUUUGAACAGGUCUCUUGGAAAAUAUUCACCCUACCCAGGCCAACACGAGUAUGUAGCCAUGGAGUUUAUUCCAUUUGAGCAGAUUGAAGGGUGGUGGACGGUGACGUAUCAGGAUGACUUUUCCGAUCCUGCAAUUGGUAGGCGGACUCGCAUGCAGCUGCGUGAGGGCAAUCUCAGGGGUUUCCACCAGAACCCAGAUUUUGACAAUAGCUUCAAAUAUGCAAGAACCGGCGGCAUGGCACCACAACUCGCCGGGUUUCCUCGGCUCUCGGCUGCGUGGGAGGACAGAAGCUGGCAGGAAUACAAGACGAUUCCCGUCAGCAAAAGCCUAGACGACAUGAUUGGGGCGGCAUGUGCCGGCAAGGCCAGCUGCCGCCUGGAGAGGAUAACUCCAAAGGUCGCUUCGUGGAGGUUCAAUAAACUGACAACGUCCAAGGCUCUCGCCAGCAACGGGCCGAUAGACCCCACAAAGCAAAGGAAACCCUUCAGUGGCUUCCGUGUAUAUGGAAAAGCAGCUACGUUGGUCGGCAUCCAAGCUCUGGCGCCGCACAUGCGACAGGUGCUGCACUGGUUGCGCGAGUGGGAUCACCCCAUCGGGCAUGCCGUGAGAUGGAUAGAUGACCAUAUCAACGAGCUCCAACAGAUGAUUGGAGGACCGCCGCGUAGCGACAUCAGCGGGAACGAUAACCAGGCAGCUCUGAUUAACUUCUUCAAGUACAUCUUUUGGUUGCUGCAGGGCAGCGACAGGAAGCCGGAACAGCUCGACCUCCUGUCGUACGGUGAGAAGACGAGGAGACGGCUGGUUAGUGUCAACGACAUUCUGCGCACCUGCGACCGCGUUGAUGAGCAGCCGCCCGAGGACGCGCUCUUGAGAGACAAUCUGCACGAGUCUUGCUCCGAGAUGCGCGACAAGGCAAUGGAGGUUGAGGGGCUGACAGAGGAAGAGGUCGUGGUCGGACGCAACCUGUGCAGCUCGUGUCAAACUUGUACGUGGGAGCCAGAGCAUGGUCUGUGUAGGGACAAGGCGGGAACAAUUGUCUGGCCACGAGAGCCGCUUCCCGAAGGCGACCAGUACGCACCAACGCUUCAAACAGGCGAAAAUCCUUGUAAAGCUUCGAGGAAAAGGGCGAGAGGAGCAGCAGAGGCGUGA
Messenger RNA from Metarhizium brunneum ARSEF 3297, 1578 nucleotides. RefSeq names its product Heat-labile enterotoxin IIB, A chain. Gene Ontology annotation, molecular function: toxin activity. Lineage: Eukaryota; Fungi; Ascomycota; Sordariomycetes; Hypocreales; Clavicipitaceae. The record is from RefSeq and is a predicted model, not a curated record.